UUCAUGGCGUAAAUUCAUUGGUGUCCGCUUGUACACCAAACGCUUAAGAUACUGUAUUUUUAACAAAUUACACUGGUAAAAAAAAAGAGCAUUAAAAUCAAUCGCGAAUUGUACUUAGGGUGACAGAAAAUCAGUGCUUUUGAGUUUGACCGUGUGCCGUGAAAAAUAUUUGCAAAAUUUUUCUAUCGCUCGAAAUAAAUAUUAUUGCAAACGCACAUGGAGCCCUCCUGUCGGCGAAUUAUGUAUCCGAUAAUACCGGAAGCUGCAAUUGUGAGGAGUAUCGAAGCACUGAAGAGAUCCACGAUUGCGGACAAUGACAGACCUACUGUUCGCGCAGCAACUUUAUUAAGAAGAGACUCUUCUACUCAAGUGAUUGACGUGAACCGGUUGCCUCACAGGAAUACACCUAUCAUACAGUAUAUCGAGGUUGCCGAAACGGAAGGUCGACUCUAUUGCCUCGAUGGGCUUGUGAACUCCACCUGCUGGGUGAAGGUAGUUCCACUUGCUGAAGACUGUCAAAGCUGCAACGUUAUCUUAAUGUCCACUGACGGCGGUGUCAUAUUGAAGGCAAUAAGAAGUAUAACACCUGGUGAACCGUUACUCAUGUGGUUCACUGAGAAUAUUCUGGCGAUGAUGAACAUGCCUUUCCUGACGCCGGCUAAUAUAAGAAGCAAACGUCCCGGACGCGUUCUGGGAAUGAUUGCACCGAAUGGGCCUACAGUGAGUUUCAAGGACGCAGCAUCAUUCCCAUGGAACACUGGUCACAAUCGCUACAUAUGUCACAUGUGUCACGAUCAAUUCGAAUUUCCAAAUCCUUUGAAGAUUCACCUGGCCUUGCAAUGUGACAGACUUGAUAUCAAUCAUCUCUGGAACGUCUUGACCAGGGAACUUACGGCUCCACCAAGAACCACCCUGCCCCUGGACAUAUUCCCACAUAACGUCCAGCCCUUUCACUUCGAAUUGACCAGUUCACCUCAUACGUCGCCUACUAGGAUAUCGCCGAUCAUCGUGGAGACGCGUAUGGAGAGUACUGCGACCUUGACGGAGAUUUCACCAGGUUCCUUGAUUCAAGUUUCACCAAGCUCAUCCAUUCAUCCCUCUCCGAGCUCUUCGAUCCAAAUUUCUCCAGUUUCUUCGGCCCAUCCUUCGCCAGUUUCUUCGACCCAUCCUUCACCAGGUCCUUCGACCCAAACUUCUCCAACUACCGUGAUCCAAAGUUCACCAGGAUUGUCAGCUGAAUGUUCUCCAGUUUCUGCAACCCAAAGCUCUCCCUGCCUUUCGAAGCAACCCUCCCCAGGUCCAUCCACCCAAUCCCCACCACGUUCCUUGGUCCAGCUCUCACCUAAAUCGUCCAACCAGGUAUGUCGCAUCCGCAAGAACCUGGGGCACAGGCAUUCGGCCUUUAAGCCGUAUAUGAAUCAGCCCCACGUUUACCCUGUCCCUGUAGUAGCACAUGAAGAACCCGUGGUGCCCCAUUGCACUAGCUACCACGUGACGCCAUCUCAUGCUCAGGUACGACCUGAGCUUCACGCUGCUCAGAUGGAGACGAUCGUCAGCAAUCUUGGAAAAUCUAAACGAGGUCAUCUUUGCAUUUACUGUGGAAAGGUCUACUCUAGAAAGUAUGGACUGAAGAUUCACAUAAGAACUCACACUGGCUACAAACCUCUGAAAUGCAAAUACUGUUUGAGACCUUUUGGCGAUCCCAGCAAUCUGAACAAACAUGUUCGACUACAUGCUGAUGGAGACACUCCUUAUAGGUGUGAGCUUUGUGGCAAGGUUCUAGUUAGAAGACGAGACUUGGAACGUCAUAUUAAAUCCAGACAUCAGGAUAACGCUGAUCUAGCCUCUGAUACCUCUUCCGAUGGUACUGAUGUAUGAAAUGAAUUUGUUCUUUUAUUAUUCAUUACUGUUUUAUAUGUGUAUAUAUAUAUGUAUAGAAAUUACGAUACUUUUUCCUUGGUAGGAAGAAAACGAGAUUAUAAUAGGCUUAGAAGCGUUGAUUCAUUGUCUCAAAUUCAUUGAUAGUCAAUUUAAGGGAUGAAGAAAUCAUAUUCUAUUUAUAGCUUUAAGGGCAAAAGAAAUUUGCAGUCUUGAGGUCGCGUACAAGACAGAAAAAAUGUACUUUAAUAAGUUUAUUUUUGGACUAUUAAUUCAGGUUCAUUCAUGGGUCAAUUUAAACUGUAAACACACAAAAUAUUCUAGUUACAGCUUUAGACACACACAAAAUUACGACCUUGAAGUGGCGUUAAAAAAAAUUACUUGCAAAAAUAUUGUCCUUAUUGGGAUUUCUACGUAAUUUUAAAUGACAAAUUGGGUGGUGUGGGUAAGGGAUGACGUUCCUCAUGGCGCAUUCACGUGUUUGAGGAUCGCAAGGGUUGAUCUUCCGUAAAUUACGAAUUUACCUUAGUCACGUCGUUAUUUAAUAGGCUCAUGUCUUUGGGCAUUUAUUAUAGUUAUUUUUUUUUAAAUAUCUCCCUCUUUUAUUAUUUUAACGCAUUACUGUACAUUUCGUGCAGUAAAUAUUUAAAAAAGCAGACUUGACUGACGGCCGAACUUUAUUUCGGCAAGUUUAUUUAACGAAACAAAAAAAUUAGAUGUAUAUAAAUAUUGUAAAAUUUAUAUAUUGUUAUAGGAAACAAGCGAAUUUUUUCGCUGAUCACUUACAAUAGACUUUUAGCUAAUAAGCAUACUCUAUAUAACUAGCAACAGAUCAAUGGAAUUGAGUACAAGUAUACGGUAAAUCAUACAAGUGCCAUGUAAAAUAGUAUUCGAUAAGUUGUGCCUUUUUUCUUCUCAAUAUGAAAUGAAACUUUGUCAAACCUUUUUCCGGUAGAGCUCAUACUGUAUUCGAGCUAUCAGCGAAUUAUAGAUAUAGAACCUGCUGUAAAUAGGAUGGCAAAAAUAUUUUUAUAAUCAUAUAUAAGAACAUUGUUAACUUAGUAUGUAUACACAAUUUUUAAAUAAACUUGUUACAAGCGCA
Messenger RNA from Cephus cinctus (wheat stem sawfly), 2980 nucleotides. It is a transcript of the gene Prdm13, whose product is annotated as zinc finger protein 362. NCBI's taxonomy places the organism in Eukaryota, Metazoa, Arthropoda, Insecta, Hymenoptera, Cephidae. The transcript is spliced from 3 exons. Gene Ontology annotation, cellular component: nucleus. The coding region runs from base 217 to 1878 and encodes 553 amino acids. The record is from RefSeq and is a predicted model, not a curated record.